GGCAGAAGAGGCCAGAGGAACCAGACCGUGACGUCACGCCAGCCUUUACAGAUCACAUGACCAUCACGGAAGUCAACAAACCGGGCGGGCAGCGAGAUGUAACAACGAUAAAGCACUUUACUUCUUCAUCCUGUUUUCUUUCCUUUAACGUCAGUAGCUUCAUGCGUUUUAACAACGAGCACUUCAAUGAAACCGUAUGCCUUUCAAAUGUCGAAGUGUUGGACGUACUUUCCGUCAUUUAGUUAGCUAACUAGCGUUAAUUAGUUUAUAGUUUAUAGUUUAAAGGUUUCAUCAUGAGGAGUGAUUCUCUCCUCUCGAGCAUCAACGUGGUGCUCGUCAUGGCCUACGGUAGUCUGGUGUUUGUUUUGUUGUUCAUCUUCGUCAAAAGACAAAUUAUGCGAUUUGCCAUGAAGUCUCGGAGAGGACCACAUGUUCCCCUCGGCCACAAUGCUCCUAAGAAGCUGAGACAAGUAAUUGAAGCCAAACUGUGCCAGGUCCAAAAAAUCCACUUUGAGCCUCGUCUGCUGUCCCCAGAUGAUGACCGGCUAAAGCACAGAGGGCAUUCUGGUUUCCCUGACCACCUGUACAGGAUGAGAGCGCUGGAUGCCAUCAGAGACACUGAUCUCCCUUUCCGUGAACUGGGCGGCACAUCCACCGCCGUGACGGGUAAAAGACUUCGGACGUGGCUUCUACAGCUACGAAACAAUCACUGCGUGUUCCGAGACAGCCUGAGCUCGCUCAUCGACACAGUGCUGGACGGGUACAAUAAAGCACGCCACGGGGCAGAGGCUUUUGGUGAAGCAGAGUUUUUGAAAUACCAAGAAGCUCUAACUGAGCUGGCCUCUGCCGUCAAGUCUCACAGCAACAGCACCACGCCGAGCCAGUACCACCAGUCGGCAGCCAAAGACCUGACCAGCACCACGGAGCCCGCAAGCUCCUCCUCCUCUCCGACCCAAACCACCUACCUCACAUCCUCAAUGCAGCAGCGCAGCAAGCGACCAAGAAACUUCCUGGAGCUGAAGAACUUCAAAGACAACUACAACACGCUGGACAGCUCGUUCUGAAAAAGAAAGGUCAAAGCCAAGGUAGAGCUGCCAGUGAUUAAAGUGCCUACGGACGCCGACGGGUCACCACAUAGUUUAGUGUGAAAUGAUAAAAACACUGCCUUCAUAUACUAACACGUAUUAUCUGGUUUACGUUAUAAUGCAUAUCAGACUUAGUGCUCUUUAUUUAAGUAGAGCUUAUGCAUAUAUCCUGUAUUAAUGCAUGUACAGUAAAAAUGACUACAGUUAGUGACUAUAGUAAGUAGGGUUGAUUUGACCAAAACACAACCAGAGCUAUGGGGCUAUGCAAUGGCAUCAGACAAUCAGUAUUUAUUGCACAAUGUAAAGACCUAUGCAGAUUUGUUUAUAUUAACCUGUAACUGUAUUUUAACAUGCUAAUCGUUAAUAUAUGUAGAGAAACCCAGUGGUAACGGUUGAAGAAGGCACACUGUUUGUUUAUGUCUCCUAUGUUUACAUCUAUGUAUGUCUCAGCUGUUAAGUUGCCUCUCAGUGAUUUGUUCUUUUGAGCCUUGAACGUUUGUUUUACAGAAGCCAUACUUGAUUUGUGAUGAUUAAGUGCUCUUUUGAUUUAAUCUGUUCUCUCCGUGCAAUGUGAUUUAACAGUAUUCCGGUGCGUUAUUGCAUUCUGAAUGUUGCAUCAGGGGUCUUUCUUGACUUUUGCCUCUUUUUUUUUUUUAGACAGGGACCUGGAAUAAUUUUAUUUUCUGUUGUGUUUAUUGUACAAGUUGCCAUCCAAAUAAAGCACUGACAUACAGUCAAAA
Molecule: messenger RNA, 1825 nt
Organism: Sebastes umbrosus (honeycomb rockfish)
Lineage: Eukaryota; Metazoa; Chordata; Actinopteri; Perciformes; Sebastidae
Gene: ltap1
Product: chromosome 11 C1orf43 homolog
Exons: 7
Coding region: 294-1064 (256 amino acids)
Biological process (GO): phagocytosis
Source: RefSeq, a predicted model, not a curated record